AUGCCGAAGUCAAAGAGAGCCAAGGUGUAUCACCUAACACAGGUCACCAAGAAGACCCGUGAGCAGAAGGAAAAGCUGUUUCAGAACAUACGGGAAUGCGUCCCCGAGUACCAGCAAUGCUUCGUUUUCAACAUCGACAACAUGAGGAAUAACUACCUCAAAGACGUGCGCCGAGAGCUCUCAGAUUGCCGACUCUUCUUUGGCAAGACCAAACUCAUGGCCCGCGCCCUGGGCCAAACCCCAGACGAUGCUCAAGCCGACGGGAUUGAUCGUUUGAACCCUUAUCUCUCCGGCUCCGUUGGUCUCCUCUUCACAAACCGUCCCACCGAUAAGAUCCUCGAAUACUUCAGCAACCUGACCGCAGUCGACUUCGCCCGAGCUGGUGCCAAGGCAAGCAGAGACUUCAUCAUUCCCUCAGGCGUUGUGUACGCCACCGGCGGCGAGGUCCCCCCCGAGCACGACGUGCCCCUCUCACACAGCAUCGAGCCGGAGCUACGGCGGUUAGGCAUGCCCACGAGGAUGAUCAAGGGACGAGUUGUGCUGGGCGACGAGAGCGGCGAGGGCGAGGGCUAUACUGUCUGCAAGGAGGGUCAGGUGCUGGACUCGAGGCAGACAAGGCUGCUCAAGCUCUUUGACAUGUGCAUGAGCGAGUUCAAGGUGAAGGUGCUAGCAUACUGGACUGCUUCGACCGGAGAGGUCACCGAGGUUGAGCCGGACGCCAUGGAAGGGGUUGAAGAGGAUGACGAGGACGAGGAGUAA
This is a messenger RNA of Phaeoacremonium minimum UCRPA7, 759 nucleotides long. RefSeq names its product putative mrna turnover protein 4 protein. Lineage: Eukaryota; Fungi; Ascomycota; Sordariomycetes; Togniniales; Togniniaceae. Gene Ontology annotation, molecular function: RNA binding. The transcript is spliced from 3 exons. Bases 1 to 759 code for a protein of 252 amino acids. Gene Ontology annotation, biological process: ribosomal large subunit biogenesis; nuclear-transcribed mRNA catabolic process; ribosomal large subunit assembly. Gene Ontology annotation, cellular component: preribosome, large subunit precursor; nucleolus. The record is from RefSeq and is a predicted model, not a curated record.